AUGGUGUCCUCUCCAGGAAAUGACACCAACUUCCAAGACAUCAGGUACAUUUUAAUUGGUAUUCCAGGACUGGAGGACUCACAUACCUGGAUUUCCAUUCCCAUUUGUUUAAUGUACUUUACAGCCAUCAUUGGCAACAGCUUCUUAAUCUUCCUUAUUAUCACUGAACGCUGCCUACAUGAGCCAAUGUACUUGUUCCUCUCUAUGCUGGCCCUGGCAGAUAUCCUGCUCUCCACAACUACAGCACCCAAAAUGCUGUCCAUUUUCUGGUUCCACUAUGGAGCUAUCUCGUUUGGUAGUUGUGUGGCUCAAAUGUUCUUCAUUCACUGCAUCUUUGCAGCAGAAUCAGCCAUUCUGUUGGCUAUGGCAUUUGAUCGCUAUGUGGCUAUCUGUUACCCAUUGAGAUAUACUACCAUACUGACUCCCUCAGUCAUUGGAAAGAUUGGGGUAGCAGCUGUGGUUAGAGGUUUUCUAAUCUGCUUCCCUUUCAUCUUUCUGGUGUAUCGGCUUACUUAUUGUGGACAAAAUAUCAUUCGCCAUUCCUACUGUGAACACAUGGGCAUAGCUAGGUUAGCCUGUGACGACAUCAAAAUCAAUAUUAUCUAUGGCUUAACUAUAGCCUUGGUGUCCACAGGUUUGGAUGUUCUGCUCAUCAUUAUUUCCUAUUCAUUGAUCCUUCAUGCUGUUUUCAACAUACCUUCCUGGUCUGCCAGACUCAAGGCUCUUAACACCUGUGGUUCCCAUAUCUGUGUGAUUCUCAUGUUCUAUACUCCAGCCUUCUUUUCUUUCUUUGCUCACCGCUUUGGAGGCCAUACCAUUCCCCGGCACAUCCAUAUUUUAGUGGCCAACCUCUAUGUGGUGGUACCUCCCAUGCUCAACCCCAUCAUUUAUGGAGUAAAGACAAAGCAGAUUCAGGACAGGGCAAUUCAGGUUUUCUCCGCCACUAGGACAUGUUGUUAA
Sarcophilus harrisii (Tasmanian devil) is the source of this 960-nucleotide messenger RNA. RefSeq names its product olfactory receptor 52Z1-like. The coding region runs from base 1 to 960 and encodes 319 amino acids. Gene Ontology annotation, molecular function: G protein-coupled receptor activity; olfactory receptor activity. Gene Ontology annotation, biological process: G protein-coupled receptor signaling pathway. NCBI's taxonomy places the organism in Eukaryota, Metazoa, Chordata, Mammalia, Dasyuromorphia, Dasyuridae. The record is from RefSeq and is a predicted model, not a curated record. Gene Ontology annotation, cellular component: membrane. The transcript has a single exon.